Alternaria postmessia is the source of this 366-nucleotide messenger RNA. RefSeq lists its product as uncharacterized. The record is from RefSeq and is a predicted model, not a curated record. The transcript is spliced from 2 exons. Lineage: Eukaryota; Fungi; Ascomycota; Dothideomycetes; Pleosporales; Pleosporaceae. The coding region runs from base 1 to 366 and encodes 121 amino acids.
AUGCAGCUCACCGCCAUCCUCACGAGUUUGCUUUCUACCUUACCUAUCGCACUAUCCGCACCUACCUACGGCGAGCCGUACAACUGCGGCUACGUUCUCACCGUCCGGAACAGCAGCGCCUACGCUGGUAUCUCCGCAUACUCUGAUUGCACAGCGAUCUACUACAACCAAUCGAUCCCUGGAUAUCAAGACGCCUAUGCCUACAGCCUCUAUGGGGGAUGUCAAUGCUCAUUCCAUUUGAGCGAGGAGAAGUGCAAAGGAGCAACCAAUCCACCCAUGUACGAAGGGCCGACUGGCACACCCGGAAAGGAGCCCUGCUUCGAGGACCCGAAUCCCAAGUGGUACAAGUGCGCGACGAUUGGCUAA